Molecule: messenger RNA, 351 nt
Organism: Linum tenue
Lineage: Eukaryota; Viridiplantae; Streptophyta; Magnoliopsida; Malpighiales; Linaceae
Source: the annotation of a GenBank genome assembly
AUGGCCGACAAACUGAGGAACGACAACAGCAAGAUCUUCUCCUCCUGCUCUUCCUCCGGCGAGUCGAGACGGCUCCAACGGCGGAGGCCGGCGUCCUUGCAAAUAAGUCCGGCAUCUUCCACCUUCUGGAGCACCGCCAUCCCUCUUCUCUCCCCUCUUGACGCCUCUCCGACCGUCGUCGAUCGAAAAUCGGAGAUGUCGGCUCAUCAGAAUCAGAGUCAGAGGGGCGGCGGGGAGGCGGAGAAGAAGGAGGCAAUCGUGUUCAAGAAAUGGCAGCACCCUGCGGCGCCCUUCUGUUACAAGCCGACCAAGUUGAUGUCGUCGUUCUUCGUCCCCGUAGAGCCUUGUUAG